UUGUAUUUUCAUUUUAUUAAAAUAUUGUAAAAAUAGGGGUCAGUUUUCCAUAGAAAGUCCUCCCAGAUUGGCGUUUUGAUUCUACAUAUAUAUUUAUUUAUUUUAUUCCUAAUAUCUAAAGAAUCAUCCUCUUCUAUUGCAUCAUAAUAUAAUAGGCCUAUAUUUAUAAGUCUACAAUUAUUCAAAUUGCCUAAUUGUCAAGGUUAAAAUUUAAAUGGAAUAUUCUAGUCGUUGAAUAUUUUCUAACAUCUAAAUAGGGACCACUUCUUAACCCAUAACUACUAAAACCGAAUAGCAUCAAUGCCCGUAAUACACAAACUUCCCUGCAUAAUUUUAGAAAUUUUUGAUAAAAGGCACAGGAGUUAUUAAUAAAUCUAUAUUUUAUAAGAUAAGUGUAUUAACUGAAUAAGCACUUCAGUCAAACACGUAUUUUUAUUUAAUUACUCGAUAAAAUAAACUGAUAAGAGAGACAAUUGCUGUUGAAAUUGAAUUUGACUUCAAAGCAGACAUGUUAAAUACUACAGAAGUCACCCCUAGUAGUAAUUCAACGAAUAAUUAUACAAAUGACUUAGUUAUUAAUGAAGAUCUUAAAACAGCUCAAGAUGUUUUAAUCAUCAUUUUAAUAAUACUAAUUAUGAUCGCAAUGGGGGCGGAUAUUUGUUGGAAACAGAUUUGGGUGCAUAUUCGAAGGCCAUUCGGUCCUCUAAUUGGUCUGUUUUGUCAAUUUGUAAUGAUGCCAUUCAUCGGUUACAUUUAUAAUUUAAUAUUUAUGUUUGAAACGAGAAUGGCUGCCGGAUUACUUAUUAUAUCGUGUUGCCCUGGGGGUGCCAUCUCCAAUGCUUUCGCUUAUUAUUUAGAUGGUAACGUCUCCUUAAGUGUCACAAUGACUACAAUAUCUACUGUCAUGGCAUUAGGGAUGAUGCCUCUUAACGUAUGGAUCUAUUCAGUUAAAAGUGAAUCUGAUAAGUUGCAUAUACCUUACGAGAAAAUGGCUUUAUCAUUAGUUAUGAUAACUUCUCCGGUACUGAUAGGUAUGGCAAUCAGAUGGAAGGUUCCAAAAUAUUCUGUGUAUGUCACUAAGUGGGGGAGUGCAAUCGGUUGUAUGAUUCUUGUGGCUGUAUUAAUAAUAGAAUUCAUCUCUUUUCGAGAAUCACUACACCAAGUAUCUUGGAAACUAAUCUUAACUUCCAUAUCUAUGCCUAUGACAGGGAUGAUAAUGGGAUAUCUCAUAGCAUUAAUUUGCAGAAGGCCGAGUGAUGUACGUAAGACCAUAUCUAUAGAAAGUGGAAUACAAAAUGCAGCUGUAGCAUUUAGCAUUAUCAUGUUGUCGUUUGAUAUUCGAAAGCACAUCACGAUCCUUUUAAUCCCAUGGUUUUAUGGUACUGCCCAAUUUGUAAUAUGCUUACUUCUUUGUUUAAUUUAUUAUAUUUAUAUAAAGUACUUGAAGAAACAAAAAUCUCUUGAAAAAGAAAAUAUCUUCGAUAAGGAAGACAAAGAGAUUACUAAGCUAUAAUAUCAUUAUCAGUUUAGUAUCAUAUAUAAAUAACAUUAAAUAACUUCUGUAUUUUAUCAAAAGAUUUCUAGUUAUUGAGGAUGGGCAAAUUAUCUCAGAUUAAUAAAAAUUUUACUUCAAACUACCGAAAGUUGAGAAACAAUAUUUUACCUGAUUAUUGUUUGUUGUGUUGAGAAAUAAAAAUAAAAAUAUUUUGCCUCAGAA
Centruroides sculpturatus (bark scorpion) is the source of this 1717-nucleotide messenger RNA. Its product is annotated as solute carrier family 10 member 6-like. NCBI's taxonomy places the organism in Eukaryota, Metazoa, Arthropoda, Arachnida, Scorpiones, Buthidae. Gene Ontology annotation, cellular component: membrane. The transcript is spliced from 7 exons. Gene Ontology annotation, biological process: bile acid and bile salt transport. The coding region runs from base 509 to 1513 and encodes 334 amino acids. The record is from RefSeq and is a predicted model, not a curated record. Gene Ontology annotation, molecular function: bile acid:sodium symporter activity.